AUGGCGUACAUAAUAAAUGCAAACUUUACAACACCACUUGUCAAUAUGGCCACCUCUUCGCCGACGCCAACAGCCCAAACAGUAGAAGAGCUGACACCAACUGGCAACUUCACAAACACAGAAACGAAUGGCCUAGCCUUAUUCAUGACCACCUACCGGCCAAUCCACGGGUACGCCGCUCCGGUCAUCUGUGUCUUGGGCAUAAUUGCCAACUGCCUAAACAUCGUAGUACUGACCCGGAAAAACAUGGUCUCGCCCACCAAUGUCCUUCUCACCGGGCUGGCAAUCUCCGAUGGAGUCACCAUGUUGGUCUACCUGCCCUAUUCUGUACUCAACUACCACGUGUUUUACUCAGAAGAAACCCCGAGUCCCUUGUCAAACGCUCGAUUCAUCAUGUUCUUCGCCAUCUUCAGCGUGAUCGUCCACAGUAUUUCAAUAUGGCUGACAGUCUCGCUCGCUGUGUUUAGAUACGUUUUUAUCCGAUAUCCUCGUCGAGGGGCGAAACUGUGCAGUACCUAUCGGGCAAAACUGACUGUAUUCAUAGUCUCUGUUGUUGUUACUUUAGUCUGCAUCCCUAAUUCUGUUAGCUACACCUUUCACACUGUCAUCAAUAAUAAAAACCAAACUACAUGGUACAUCGACGUACGAAUGGACACACCAGGGUAUCAGUUCCUGAAGACGUUCAACUUAUGGAUUCAAGCAACGCUGGUGAAGCUUCUUCCUUGUCUACUUCUGGCUGUGCUAAGCAUCUUGCUUAUAAAGCAAAUGAAGGACGCCGAGAACCGGAGGAAAAAGCUGAUGAAUAAGGGCAAUUCAAAGGCAGAAGAUGAUUCUCGGCGCCAUCGAAAGACUAACCGAACGACAAGGAUGUUGGUGGUGGUGGUGGUUCUUUUCGUGCUCACAGAGACACCCCAAGGAAUCCUGCAGCUUCUGGGCGGGAUCAUCCAGGGGUUCUUCACCGACGUCUACGGCCACCUCGGAGACCUCAUGGACACCCUGGCUUUCAAGCACUUCCGGGACACGUUUAUCAAGAUCUUCCUCAGCAACAUCAUCAAAGCCACCGGCGCUCGGAGUGAAACCCAGCUGAUGACGGUGAAGUCUACUCGCGUCUCUGAGGUCUGA
Candidula unifasciata is the source of this 1122-nucleotide messenger RNA. The record is from the annotation of a GenBank genome assembly. NCBI's taxonomy places the organism in Eukaryota, Metazoa, Mollusca, Gastropoda, Stylommatophora, Geomitridae.